AGUUGACAUUGACAGUGGGGACACCUAUUCUGGCAAUUGGAAUUAAUUUGUCAAUAUCAUUUUUUGUGGUGAAAUUCUGUGUUGUAGAAGAAAGUAAUAUUAUUAAAAAAUGUCGUCAAACAUUCAAAAGGCUCAGCAGUUGAUGGCAGAUGCAGAAAAGAAAGUAUCAUCUAGAGGUUUCUUUGGAUCGCUAUUUGGUGGAUCAAGUCGUAUUGAAGAUGCAGUGGAAUGUUACACAAGAGCUGCAAACCUUUUUAAAAUGGCCAAGAGUUGGGAUGCUGCCGGCAAAGCCUUCUGUGAGGCUGCUAAUCUGCAUUCAAGAACUGGUGCUCGUCAUGAUGCUGCCACUAAUUAUAUAGAUGCUGCAAAUUGUUACAAAAAAGCUGAUAUAUUUGAGGCUGUAAACUGCUUCAUAAAAGCUAUAGACAUUUAUACUGAAAUGGGUCGCUUUACAAUGGCUGCAAAACACCAUCAGACUAUUGCAGAAAUGUAUGAGACUGAUGCUGUGGACAUCGAAAGAGCUGUUCAACACUAUGAACAGGCGGCUGAUUACUUCAGAGGAGAAGAAAGCAAUGCUUCCGCCAAUAAGUGUCUUCUUAAAGUGGCUCAAUAUGCAGCCCAACUUGAAAACUAUGAAAAAGCAGUGGGAAUUUAUCAAGAAGUGGCUUAUGCAGCUCUGGAAAGCUCUCUUUUAAAAUACAGUGCAAAGGAAUACUUAUUCAGAGCUGCCCUUUGCCACCUUUGUGUUGAUGUACUCAAUGCACAACAUGCUAUAGAAAGCUAUAUUUCAAGGUAUCCCGCAUUUCAAGAUUCCCGUGAAUACAAACUUUUGAAAACCCUCAUAGAAAGCAUCGAAGAGCAAAACGUAGAUGGAUAUACAGAAGCAGUCAAAGAUUACGAUUCAAUCUCUCGUCUUGAUCAGUGGUAUACUACGAUUCUUUUACGUAUUAAGAAACAAGUAAGCGAAAGCCCUGACUUACGUUAAGACGUAUCUAGCAAUUUCUUAUUAAUAUUUCUUUAAGUGUUAUUUAAGAGACCCAUAGUUUAUUUAUUGUUGGAUUAUUAUUUGAAUAUGCCCGUAUACAUGAAGUUAUUUAACAUAUAACAAUUCAUAUAGCAUUUUUAAAUAUGGAAGCGAUACAUUUAACAUUCAUUUUUUACAUAAAAAAUUAGUAUAGCAUUUUGCAAGUUAUAGUUUUUGAGGAAAAAGUUAUCAAAUGAGCAAAUUCAUUUAAGUUCGAUAGUAUAAUAAGAUUAACGAUAAUUUUAACGAAAUAAUUGUAUAAAUAUUGAAUAAAAAUACGUAAGUAUUGCGCAACUUUCAAUUAAUUUUAUUAUUUGCUCAUAUAGGUUUCAUAUCAUUCAAUUUUUGAAAUUGUUAUUCUUGCUAUUAGAGUAAAAAAAGACUAUUAAUACAGUUGGUACUACAAUUGCUUACUACAUUAGCAGGCAAAUCUUGGUUAACACAACACCAUUAUAUUAUAUCAGACUCUAGAAACAGCUUGUAAAAUUAUAUAUAAUAAGCACUGUUAUAACGAUUUCUUUUAAGUAGUUUCUCAUCAUAACAUCGUUGCAUGCUUUAUUUAGAGUGUACUUAUACUAGGCAGAAUAAUUAUUAUUUUAAUAAAGACUUUUGU
Messenger RNA from Diabrotica balteata, 1637 nucleotides. The record is from the annotation of a GenBank genome assembly. NCBI's taxonomy places the organism in Eukaryota, Metazoa, Arthropoda, Insecta, Coleoptera, Chrysomelidae.